Messenger RNA from Chanos chanos (milkfish), 797 nucleotides. RefSeq names its product claudin 15a (gene cldn15a). Bases 129 to 797 code for a protein of 222 amino acids. Gene Ontology annotation, cellular component: bicellular tight junction; membrane. The record is from RefSeq and is a predicted model, not a curated record. The transcript has 5 exons. Gene Ontology annotation, molecular function: structural molecule activity. NCBI's taxonomy places the organism in Eukaryota, Metazoa, Chordata, Actinopteri, Gonorynchiformes, Chanidae.
CUGGAUAUGGUUAUUGCUGACAAACUAAAAGAAAAGUGCGAUUAAUCGUGGAAAAGACGAGCUGGUCUAAUUCAAAACCUUCUCACGGAUAGAAAAAAAUUCACUUCAAACAAGUCACAACGUCAAGGAUGGAUGCGAUUGUUGAAGUUGUGGCUCUAAUCCUUGGAUUUCUUGGAUGGGUAAUGGUUGGCGUGGCCAUACCGAACCGUUACUGGAAGGUCUCUACUGUUGAUGGGAAUGUGAUCACUACCUCAACACUGUAUGAAAAUUUGUGGAUGUCUUGCGCCACCGAUUCAACUGGGGUCAGCAACUGCCGUGAUUUCCCAUCUCUUUUGGCCUUAUCUGGAUACAUACAGGCCUCGCGGGCGCUCAUGAUAGCAUCUGUUGUGUUAGGGACAUUCGGACUGGUCGCUACAUUAGUUGGUAUGCAGUGUUCAAAAGCUGGCGGUGACAACUACGUUCUCAAGGGCAGAAUCGCUGGAAUUGGGGGCGUUUUUUUCAUUUUGCAAGGCAUGUGUACGAUGGUAUCGGUCUCAUGGUACGCAUUCAACAUCACCCAGGACUUCUUUAAUCCUCUCUACCCCGGGACCAAAUAUGAGCUGGGUGAAGGGCUGUACAUCGGCUGGUGUUCAGGGACACUCGCCAUCUGUGGGGGAAUUUGUCUACUGUUUGCCUGCAAAUUUGACACUGAAGAGAAAGCGCCCUACCCCUACAAUCCAGCCAGAGGUACUGUGUACUCAGGGGCAGCAUCCAGAAGGGAUGCCGCGAGCACUUACAGCCGAAAUGCUUAUGUCUGA